Stegodyphus dumicola is the source of this 443-nucleotide messenger RNA. Its product is annotated as NIF3-like protein 1. NCBI's taxonomy places the organism in Eukaryota, Metazoa, Arthropoda, Arachnida, Araneae, Eresidae. Gene Ontology annotation, cellular component: mitochondrion; cytoplasm. The record is from RefSeq and is a predicted model, not a curated record.
GGAAAUAUUUUUUAAAACGUCCUAUUAUUUGUAUUCGCACCUUAAUGGAUCUGUCAAAAGUCGUGAAGAUAUUUGAAGAUGUAAUAGACCCUAAUCUCUCAGAAUCCUGGGACAAUACUGGGUUGCUGAUCGAGCCAUCAAAAGAAAAACUAGUUUCUGUGAUACUAUUUACAAAUGAUUUGACAGAUGCAGUUUUGAAAGAAGCAACAUCAAUAAAAGGUGAUCUUGUAGUAUCGUACCAUCCUCCACUUUUCUCUGCUAUCAAAUCAUUGAAAAGGACAAACUGGAAGGACCGUAUUAUUCUUCAAUGCAUAGAAAAUUCAAUUGCUGUAUAUUCUCCUCAUACUGCAUGUGAUGCUGUAAAAGGGGGUGUUAAUGAUUGGUUAAUCAACUGUUUCGGUGAGUUUUAUUAUAUUUUCAUUUUAUAAAUUCUCUGAAGCAUA